GUUAGGAUAGCACACAAAGACUUAGGACACAAGGGAAUCUUUGCAGUACGAGCCUGUUUACUGGAUCAGUUCUGGUGGCCAUCUCUUACAGAAGACAUUAAGUACUUUAUUAGGACUUGUCAUGCAUGUCAGACUUGGCAGAUGCAACAAGUGCUGAUUCCACCAAGUAUUCUAGAGAUUGUGCUACUUUUCCAAAAGAUCCACAUAGAUACAAAGCUUGUAACAGACAACAGAACACCUUAUGUUGCAGUACUAGACUAUUUGCAAGAACAGUACUACAUCAAUCAUAUUCGGAUUUCUACAUAUAACUCCUGCACAAACAGAAUUAUUGAGCAGAAACACUUGGAUGUACAGGAAGCAAUUGUAAAGACAGUAGGAGACAAUAUUGGACAUUGGUAUAAGUACAUGCAUUCUGUGUUCUGGGCAGAGUGGAUUACAAUUCAGAAAGCAACUGGAUAUUCUCCUUAUUACCUUGUUCAUGGAGUAGAGCCAAUAUUACUGUUUGACCUGAACAAGGCAAUGUAUUUGGUUCCACCUGAAGGAUCACUACUAACAACAGAGGAACUGGUAGUAAUACAAGCACAACAAUUGCAGAAGAGACCAGACAACCUUACACAAAUGAUGGAAUGUGUUUGGAACACCUGUGAAAGAUAUGCAAAGCAUUUUGCAGAAGUCAAUUGUAAUCGGAUCAAGGACUACAACUUUGCUCCAGGUACACUAGUGCUAAUCCACAAUUCAAAAGUGAGCAAUGACUUAGGACGAAAGAUGAAACUGUAA
Fomitiporia mediterranea MF3/22 is the source of this 777-nucleotide messenger RNA. RefSeq lists its product as uncharacterized. The transcript has 2 exons. The record is from RefSeq and is a predicted model, not a curated record. NCBI's taxonomy places the organism in Eukaryota, Fungi, Basidiomycota, Agaricomycetes, Hymenochaetales, Hymenochaetaceae. The annotation marks the transcript as partial. Gene Ontology annotation, molecular function: nucleic acid binding.